AUGCACCUACCAGGCGCGCCCCUGUCUGUGCCAACGGUGUCACCGCUCCCGCCCCCGCCCGCGCCGGCGUCUCCCGCACGCCUGCCUCCGCUCCUGCUUCGGUUCUGCGCCGCAGCUCACGCUCACGCCGCCACCACGCCGCUGCCGCCGCGGCGCAGCUGCGGGCGUGCGGGCGCCUCCGAAAGGGCCCAGCUCCUCUGCGCCGGCCCCGCCCUGCCUGCGUGCGCAGCUGAAUGGGGCCAGCCGCGCGGAGCGACCGCGAAGGAGCUGGCGGUGCGGCUCUACGGCGACACCGUCCCCUGGGUGGAGUUCCCCGCCACCUGCACGACAUGCUUCUCAUACACCGAGUUCGAGAGGACAUGA
Messenger RNA from Monoraphidium neglectum, 363 nucleotides. RefSeq lists its product as hypothetical. Lineage: Eukaryota; Viridiplantae; Chlorophyta; Chlorophyceae; Sphaeropleales; Selenastraceae. The transcript is spliced from 2 exons. The record is from RefSeq and is a predicted model, not a curated record. Bases 1 to 363 code for a protein of 120 amino acids.